UUCAGGCCAACCGUACCCUGGUUCCAUCUUCUCUUAUUAUACUGUUGUUUACGAUGUUUUACACACUUCAUUUCAACCAGGCCAUUCUCGACUGGGAAGCUACACACCGCAGGGACAGCACGCAUAUACCUUUUGAUGAUGUCGCUCUUCUGUGCGCCCUGGACUGCCUGCUUCCUUCAGAGGAAGCACUCCUAGCAUGCAACACGAUUUUCCUCCCAAUGUUCCACAAACGCCAUUGGUCUAUUUACGCCAUCAACCUCACUCUCCUACGUAUCGACAUCUUGGACCCAAACCCCUACGGGCCGGAUCUCCCCCACACUGUUUGGCAGGACUUCCACAAAGACACGGUUCAAAAUGACUGUGGCAAAUACGCUUUUUGCAAACUUGCAGCCAUUAGACUAGCCACCGCCAUUCAAAAGCUGCGGCCAAAGGCAUUGCUGCGAAACUUUGCCAACUUUCCGUUCCACUACCAAACCAACUGCCCCACCAUGGCACCCGGGUCCAAUGAUAGCGGGUUUUACGCAAUGAUCUUUCUCAGAUCAUACGAUGCGAGCGAUGGUACUGUCACUCUACAUCUGGACCCUACCCAGUCAGCUCAUCUACGUUCGGAACUCCUCCACCACCUCCUCUUUCACAAAUCAAAUGAAGUGAAGAACCUGCAUCCUGAAGUUGCCAAGAUGAACUGUCGCAAUCUAGGACUUUAGUUUAGUGCAUUAACUGUGCUGCAAUGUUUUGUA
Molecule: messenger RNA, 737 nt
Organism: Panicum virgatum (switchgrass)
Lineage: Eukaryota; Viridiplantae; Streptophyta; Magnoliopsida; Poales; Poaceae
Exons: 3
Coding region: 54-704 (216 amino acids)
Biological process (GO): proteolysis
Molecular function (GO): cysteine-type peptidase activity
Source: RefSeq, a predicted model, not a curated record